AUGCGCGACCCCGAGACGCACCAUGCGCGACGGCGUGUCUGGAGCCAUGCGUUUAGCGACAAGCUGAUCCGCGGCUAUGAGCAGCGCGUUCGAGGGUACCGCAAGCAACUGGUCGAUCAGUUCACAGAGAUGGAGGGCCAGCCGGUCAAUGUGAGAAAGUGGUUUAACUUGUAUUCGUUCGAUGUCAUGGGGGAUCUCUCGUUCGGCCAGGGAUUCGGAAGCAUUGAGCGGAAAGAGUACCAUUGGGCGAUUCGGCUACUGAACGCGACCACUGACUUUGUCGGGCUAUUCCUUCCUGCGUGGGCGUCUCUGCUGCUUACGAGAAUCCCGGGUGCAGUAGGAGACUUCGAAAAGUUCCUGGGAUUCUGCGGGCAAAGGCUGAUGGACAGAUUGAAGAAUGACCCUGAGAUUCCAGAUAUCAGUUCAUCAUUAUUCGUGCCUUUGAAGGGGAGGGGCAUCACUGAGAUCACUCCUGAGGAAGAAAACAUACUGUACGGCGAUGCUCGUCUAAUUGUCAUUGCUGGAAGUGACACCACAUCCGGGGCACUGUCGACGAUCUUCUACGAGCUUGUCCGUAACCCAGAGGAGAUUGAGAAACUGCGCGCCGAGCUGGCUCCAUACGUGGAUAAAGACCAGCCAGACGGCGAGAUUCUUCACUCCAAGAUCGCCCAUCUGGACCACCUAAAUGGCGUUAUCAAUGAAGCCCUGAGAUUGUAUCCAGCAGUUCCUUCAGCAUUGGGGCGCCUGACACCCCCAGAAGGGAUUGUUAUUGAUGGAGUCCAUAUUCCUGGGGGAAUGCAUAUACUCUGCCCUAUGUAUGCGUUAGCACGAUCGGAACUGGCGUAUGAGAGGCCACACGACUUUAUCCCCGAGCGUUGGUAUAAGUCACCCGAGUUGGUCAAGGACAAGACAGCUUUUGCGCCAUUUAGUCUUGGCUCCUUCAACUGUAUUGGCAGACCGCUAGCCCUGAUGAACCUGCGCACGACUAUAGCACGACUUGUUACGGAAUUCGAUAUAAAAAUGGCCCCAGGCGAGGACGGGUCUCGCUUCCUGGGAAAUGCAAAGGACAAUUUCGUCUUCUACUUUGGUGACCUGGAUCUGGUGUUUACCCGCAGGUAA
Aspergillus calidoustus is the source of this 1119-nucleotide messenger RNA. The record is from the annotation of a GenBank genome assembly. NCBI's taxonomy places the organism in Eukaryota, Fungi, Ascomycota, Eurotiomycetes, Eurotiales, Aspergillaceae.